AUGGAAGAUGAAGAACGUAGAUUGCUAGACUUCAUUGAAGCUCAAUUCUUCCAACAUGUGCCAAGUCGCUCCUUUUCACUCGCUCCAUCCACGAUGGGUGAAGAAGUGCUCAAUGCUCUAUGGCAGCAACCAAGCAUACAGUCUUCAUUGCUACGCCAAGUCAUAAAAUGUGAAGAACGGCCUAUGCCAACAAAAUACACAGCCAGCAUCCUCAAGCUCCUCCUAAAACACCUUGAGCGACUCAAUGCAGAGCUAGACGAUGAGCUCGUCCAGUACUACACAGACUUGCUCCAUGACCCACAAGCAAAGGCAUACCCACUGGGACAAUCAUCUAGCAUACCAGACACAGAAGGCCACGUGGAUAUUCACUAUCUCGUCGCAAAAGAUAGCUAUCUUACAAUUAGCGAACAACCCAACGUCCUUGCACAAGCAGGCACAACGGGUCAUCGCACCUGGUCUGCAGCGCUUGCACUCGGUGAGUAUCUCCUCAAAAACCCACACUUCAUCCAAGGCAAGCGCGUCCUUGAACUUGGAGGUGGUACAGGAUUUCUCUCGCUACUGUGUGAACGCUUGCACAGCAUGUCUGUGUGCUGCACGGAUGGCAGUCCACGCAUGCUAGACCUCAUCCGCACCAACAUCCACAAGAACAACGCAACCAUCCAAACGCAGCAAUUGUUGUUUGGUGGUGAUUCACCCAUCCAGCAAGAACCGUUUGAUGUUGUUCUUGGUGCUGAUAUCACCUAUGAGACGGGUAUCGUUGCAGAGUUGUCGUGUACGCUUGAUGCAUUGCUGCAUAGUCAGCCAGAGGCCUUGAUUCUCAUUGCAGCCACAGUACGCCAAGAACGAACGUGA
Messenger RNA from Protomyces lactucae-debilis, 852 nucleotides. RefSeq names its product putative methyltransferase-domain-containing protein. The record is from RefSeq and is a predicted model, not a curated record. NCBI's taxonomy places the organism in Eukaryota, Fungi, Ascomycota, Taphrinomycetes, Taphrinales, Protomycetaceae. The transcript has a single exon. The coding region runs from base 1 to 852 and encodes 283 amino acids.